Molecule: messenger RNA, 885 nt
Organism: Nestor notabilis (Kea)
Lineage: Eukaryota; Metazoa; Chordata; Aves; Psittaciformes; Psittacidae
Product: RNA polymerase II elongation factor ELL2-like
Exons: 7
Biological process (GO): transcription elongation by RNA polymerase II; snRNA transcription by RNA polymerase II; positive regulation of transcription elongation by RNA polymerase II
Cellular component (GO): transcription elongation factor complex
Molecular function (GO): cis-regulatory region sequence-specific DNA binding
Source: RefSeq, a predicted model, not a curated record
AUGGCUCUGCCACCCCACAGCGUGGUUUUUUUCAAUGUAUUACACAUUGGGAAGUCAGUGUUGGCUAUUGGAACUUCGGAUCGUGUUUCUUCUCAGCCUUCAAUUCAGUUUCAAGGAUCCCAAGGGCUUAUUAAAAUUCCCAAAGUUGAUCAGCCAAAUGAAGUGAAUACAUUUAACUUCUUAGUGUCAAAUAUUGGCAAAGAUAAUCCUCAGGGAAGCUUUGACCUGUUCCAGCAAAAGGACUCAGGUUCUGGAGUCUCGCAACUCAGUUGCCUUGGAAUUGUACAGAAUAAAAUUACAGUAUGUGCAACAAAUGAUUCGCAUCUGAAGACCAGAGAGCGCAUGGCCCAGGCAGAAGAGGAGGCGCGCAGUCGAAGUGCAAAGUUUAUUAAACCUGGUGGACCAUUUUUAGGAAGAAGACUACCAGUUAAAAGAGGACCAGAAGGCAUUCCAGAUGUUGUGCCUGUCAGGAAGAGAUCAACUCCCAUGAACCCUGCAAAUACAAUACGGAAGACUCACACACUAACCGCUGUUUCUCAGCGACCGUACAGGGACAGGGUGAUUCACUUACUGGCACUGAAGAAUUACAAGAAACCUGAGUUAGUUGCUCGCUUGCAGAAAGAUGGUGUCAACCAAAAGGACAAGAACUCCCUUGGAAUUAUCCUGCAGCAGGUAGCCAACCUGAACCCAAAGGAUAAUUCUUUCUCUCUGAAGGAUUAUUUAUUUAAAGAAAUUCAGAAAGAUUGGCCUGGAUACAGUGAAAUAGAUAAACAGUCAUUGGAGUUAAUACUUUCUAGAAAAUUAAAGUCAUCUGAGAAUGCCACCAGCACCAGCUGUUCAGAAUCUCCUGUAACUUCUAGCACAUGUGCUCCAUCAACUUCUCAG